Messenger RNA from Juglans microcarpa x Juglans regia, 1740 nucleotides. Its product is annotated as CBL-interacting serine/threonine-protein kinase 24. Lineage: Eukaryota; Viridiplantae; Streptophyta; Magnoliopsida; Fagales; Juglandaceae. Gene Ontology annotation, biological process: signal transduction; protein phosphorylation. The coding region runs from base 301 to 1473 and encodes 390 amino acids. The record is from RefSeq and is a predicted model, not a curated record. Gene Ontology annotation, molecular function: protein kinase activity; ATP binding. The transcript is spliced from 13 exons.
UUGCAUUUGUUGAAAACAAUGAGAUACAAUCUGUGUAUUCACGUUAGCGUCUCUGUUGGUCUGUCCUUCCAUCGAGCGUACGAAUCCAAUCCCGCCCCUUCUCUCUCUCUCUCUCUCCAAGCUGAGUCAGCUGACCAAACCGAGCUCCAUUCCAAUUUCGGAGCUCUGGCGACCCGAGAGUCCGAUUCUCCUGCUAACAUCCUCCACUUUUCUUACCAUCCGAUUUUUUGUGUAAGAGUUUUUUCUGUAUUUGAACGGAGAAUUUGAGCGCCGUUUGUGGGAGAUGAACUUGUAGAGGACAUGAAGAAGGUAUCAAGAAAAGUCGGGAAGUAUGAGGUGGGCCGAACCAUCGGCGAGGGAACUUUUGCCAAGGUUAAGUUUGCGCGGAACACAGAGACCGGCGAGAGUGUGGCCAUGAAGGUUUUGGCCAAGACCACCAUUCUUAAGCACAAAAUGGUUGAACAGAUUAAAAGAGAGAUAUCAAUAAUGAAGAUUGUCAGGCAUCCUAAUAUCGUAAGGCUGCAUGAGGUUUUGGCUGGCCAAACAAAGAUAUAUAUAAUUCUCGAGUUUGUAAGUGGAGGAGAGCUGUUUGAUAAAAUUGUCCAUCAGGGAAAGCUUCAUGAAAAUGAAUGCAGGCGGUACUUUCAACAACUUAUAGAUGCAGUUGCUCAUUGUCACAAUAAGGGUGUGUACCAUAGAGACCUGAAGCCUGAAAAUCUUCUUCUUGACGGAAAAGGAAAUUUGAAGGUUUCGGACUUUGGACUGAGUGCAUUACCUCAGCAAGGGGCUGGCCUUCUUCGAACAACAUGUGGAACCCCCAACUAUGUUGCACCAGAGGUGCUCUGUAACCAGGGUUAUGAUGGUGCAGCUGCUGAUUUGUGGUCAUGUGGAGUCAUCCUCUAUGUUCUAAUGGCCGGUUAUCUUCCAUUUGAUGAGACACACCUUCCAACUCUUUACAAAAAGAUAAGUGCAGCAGAAUUCUCUUGUCCAUUCUGGUUUUCUCCAGGAGUGAAGUCUUUGAUACAUAAGAUACUUGAUCCCAAUCCUGAAACACGCAUUCAGAUUGAAGGAAUAAAAAAGGUUCCAUGGUUUCAGAAAAACUAUGUUCCUGUGAAGCAUAGAGAAGAUGCGGAAGUGAAUUUGGAUGAUGUUUGUGCAGUUUUUGAUGAUAUUGAGGAAAACUAUGCUGCUGAGCAGUCAGAAAACUAUGGGGGUCCUCUGAUAAUGAAUGCAUUCGAGAUGAUUACACUAUCGCAGGGCUUGAAUUUAUCUGCAUUGUUUGACAGGAGGCAGGAUUAUGUAAAGCGGCAAACACGGUUUGUUUCCUGCAAACCAGCAAAAGUAAUUAUCUCAACUGUUGAAGCUGUUGCCCAAUCGAUGAGUCUCAAGGCCCAUACGCGUAAUUUUAAGGUAUGGCCCAUAGCGCCUAUCUUUUAUAUAGGCAUUUUCUCAAGAUACUUUCUUCUUGCUUGACAUAAAACUUUUCACAAGUAAUUGUCACGCUCCUUUGACUCUGGUUAUUGUAUGAUCAUAUAUGUCUCACGCUUUAAACUCUUCUAAUAAACGCCACUUGAAAAUGCACAUGUACAAACUGCAUUGCAAUCAGUAUAUAUGGCUUUCUGGAAUAUUUUGUUGAUUAUUAUUAUUAUUAUUUUGUCUUAAAUUUGCAAGAGAAAUCCAAUGCAUAAAAAGUGAAAAUAAUGCUAAUCCACUUUCAUUAACUUUUUUCUUUUAAAAUGU